GUUAUGUACCCAACACAAGCAUUGUUAUGCAAAAUGUGGAUGAGCACAUAAAGAAAGAAAUAGUUCUGGGUCAUAGUGAGAAACUAGCCAUUACCUUCGGGAUUAUCAGCAAGCCUGCAGGUACCCAGAUCAUGAUCAUAAAAAAUCUAAGAGUAUGUUCAGACUGUCAUGAAUUUACCAGACUGAUUUCAAAGAUUGAAAAGAGGGAAAUUAUAGCGAGGGACUCAAGCCGAUUCCACCAUUUCAAAGAUGGAGUUUGCUCUUGUGGAGAUCACUGGUGAGCUUGAAAAACUAGAAUUACAUAAACAUGAAUUCGUAAUUAGAAUUUUUGCAACUUGUUAACAGGCAACAGUCUCUUUCUCUAAAUACAUCAUUUUCGAUUUC
Molecule: messenger RNA, 384 nt
Organism: Rubroshorea leprosula
Lineage: Eukaryota; Viridiplantae; Streptophyta; Magnoliopsida; Malvales; Dipterocarpaceae
Source: the annotation of a GenBank genome assembly